AAGACACGUGUCGUAGUGUAACUGGAAGGAAAAAUAUGAGGGUGUACGACAAAAACUAGAUACUAUCCUCUAUUUUCCUUCCCACAAGAAACGAGAGUGAAGAUAAGCUCAGUCAAUAUAUUUUGCCAAAUAAUAGUAAAUAAUAUCAGAGACGUAAAAACGACUCCGUUUUUUGUAAUUUCAACCCCGUAUUUUAUUAUUCAUUGUAAAACCCGAACCCGACAUUCCCGAAUCGAUUCAUUUAACUCGUCAAAAUCCUCGCUCUUUCCACCAGAUUCUUCAUCUUUAUCAUCAUCAGCGCCCCACUCCUCACAGCAAGCUCUUUAAUUAUUUACUGAGUUGUAAAUAAGCAUUAGGGUUAGAAGAAGAAGAAGAAGAAGAACAGGGAAAUUGUGGGAGGAUAUGGCGAUAUCGGAUGCGGUGAUUGGGAAUUUGAUGAUGAUCUACGUGGCAGUGAUAGCGGGGAUAAAGGCGUAUGGUUUAGUAUGUGGGCGGAGCUUCAGUAGUGGGUUUGUGCUGAUUGUGUCGAGCACCGUGGUGGGUUUCAUCUUGGUUGGGACCCUGACGUGGGACGUCACUCGUAAAGCCACGUAUGCGAUUUCCCGUGAUCAACCUGCUUCCGUUCAUGUUCACGAGAUGUGCAAGGGUGGUAUUUGCUGGCACGGCGUGGCUGUUCGUUCGCCUGCUUCUCAGGUCCGGUUCAGACUCCCUCGACAAAUCCCAUACGGUUCUUUGUAAAAAAGUUGAAAAAAAAGGGAAUUUGAGUUUUGAAGCUGUAAGAUAUAAGAGGCCAAGGAUGACGAUGGAUUGGAGGGGAAAUCGUUGAUAGCUCUCGCUUCGUUUGAUGCCAAGGCCAAAAUUUAGUGGUAAAAAAGUACAGCAGCUGUGUUUGCCGCCAUCUGUUGAUUCCUAAAAUCCACAGAAACCCCCUUAGCCUAAAGCCCCUAAAGGCCUAAACUAAUUAAUUCGGCAAUUCAGGACUCAAAAUAAGAGGUUGCUAGAUUGCUGAAAAGAAAAGAAAAGAAAAGAAAGUGCAAAAUCUUAGAUAGCCAAGUUCCUAUUCCUGCUCAGGGUAAUUUACGCAAUGUAGUUUUGCUGAUUUAACCCACUACAGAAGCAACCUGUUUGUUAGUACUUAGUACUACAUUUUAAGAAGUCAAUCGGAUUUUCCUUUUAGAAAAGGAGAAAAAAAAGGUGAAAAUGGCCCUGCACCACCCUGGCAGUUAAGAUUCCAAAGAAAAUUAGCAAAUUCUCUCACGUCAGCUUGGCAUUAGCGGCCCCCUGACCUGGUCCAAAACAAUGCUCGCGCUCAUUGGAUUAGGCCAUGGGGUUGAAAUUUAAUCCCUGGGUUUUCUUCUAUUUCAAUAUUCUUGUGAAAUCGCGAUGUAUAAUUAUAUAGUACUACUUUCUUGACGAUCCUCAACCUAAUUUUGGGAUAAUUAACAAAAAAGUACACUAACUAGUGUAAAUGAUGAAGCUUUUUGGUAGUUGUGUUUGAGACAUGAUAUUAAAUGUUGCAUUCAUUAAAAGAUGUACUAUGAAUGGAAGAUGGUUAUGUUGUCCUGACCCUUAAAACAAAUUGUUUUUAAUGAAAAUCCUAAAUUAAAGACAAAAAUGGCAGGAGGAAUUGGCUGAGCUUUGAGAUAUUAAAAUUUGUCAAGAUACGUGGAUCCCAGGAAUAGUCCUGGAUUGUAUUUAUGGUAAAUGAAGAUGAGAUGCUGCCACGGAUCAUCAAUAGAGAUGAUGGAUCAUGGAAGCUGGAUGCAAUCAAAGAUUAUAUACCUGAUGCGGCUGCCAAAGCGAUUACGGCUAUUCCUAUCUGUCAAAUGGAAGGAAGGAUAGAGUGGUAUGGCCUAGCACAGAAAAUGGUGAAUACACAGUAAAGGCUGGCUAUCAUGUAAUAAAAGAUUUAG
This is a messenger RNA of Durio zibethinus, 1913 nucleotides long. RefSeq lists its product as uncharacterized. Lineage: Eukaryota; Viridiplantae; Streptophyta; Magnoliopsida; Malvales; Malvaceae. The record is from RefSeq and is a predicted model, not a curated record.